Molecule: messenger RNA, 803 nt
Organism: Actinia tenebrosa (Australian red waratah sea anemone)
Lineage: Eukaryota; Metazoa; Cnidaria; Anthozoa; Actiniaria; Actiniidae
Source: RefSeq, a predicted model, not a curated record
AUGAAAGGGAUAUUUGCAAUAGUAUGUUUGGUAGCUCUCGGGUUUCAGAGGCUGGUUUCCUCUGCACCGGCUAAGAAAGCCACGCCACAACCAACAAAAAGUCCAAUAGACAUCCACUGCAACCUUCAUGACAACAUCCGCAGACUUAUAAAUCAACUUCCAAUGGCUACGGACAAAGCUUUGGUCAGGUUCUGCUCAGACAGGCAACCAACUCCAACUAUUGCCAGGCUCAAUUCAGUCAAACCUAACUAUCCUGCUGGAUGGCUUAAUGGUGAUAUAAUUCAAGCUACCCAAGUAUUAUUGCAGAAUGUAAACCAGUCAAUUGAGGGAUUUCAGCGCCCAACCCUAGGAAGAGUACCCUUGCUACUGAAGAAUAGCUCUUCGGUCAUUUCGUGUUUCUUUUGUAGUCUCCGGGAAUCAAAGAACGAAUACGGACGCCUUCCCAACUCGACCAAGGUGGUCAGUGCCGUGAAUGACAUACAGAUUGAAUUAAAAGACUUGCUCAGUAAAAUCAUAAAAGUUGGCGAGGCUAUCAAACCAGGAAGCAGAUAUACGACGAAAUGUAAGACAUGCCAAAUCAACCUGACCAAAGGGAAGCGCAACCGAAACCAGAUUGCACUUAGCCUGGCCAUCGCUCUAGAAAGACUUCACGCCGCACUGAAUAUCAUGAAGACAAACUUCUUUGCACUCAGAAGAGCUUGUCCACCUGCUCUUGUAGCAAAUGGUCAAAGCGGCUAAGUUAGUCGAUAUACACGAACUAUAGGUCUUUAAGACAUCAUAGUAUCCAAUACGAUAUUGGUAUU